AUGGCCAGGACGCUCGCUCCCUCUCCCUUUCUCUCUGCUACGUGCGCCGCUCGGCCAUCCACCGCCGCCAUCGACGACCACGACGCACACCAGCGCCCGUGGCCCCCUUCAAGCCACCAUGCCGCCCCUCGCUGCGCCAGCCUCCUCCCUCCCUGCCGCCCCGCUGUAGGGCACCUCUACCGACGCCCGCUCCGCCGUCAACCUCAUGCGCUCCCUCGUGCACAUGUGGCGUGCGGACCUGUCCCAUCGCGCGCUGCUCCUCUUCCGCACGCUCCACGCCUCCGACACCUGUCACCGCCGCGGUACUCCCUCCCGUCAGCGCUCUCCGUGGCCGCCUUCCUCGCCACGCUCCCCGAGGGCCGCCAGCUGCACGCGCUAGCCGCCAAGCUCGGGCUCCUCGCGCCUGCGCGCCCACACAACAACACCGUCGUCGUCACCAACUCCCUCGUCCACCUCUACACCUCCUGCGGCCGCUCGGACGCUGCACUUGCCAUCUUCCGCGGUGUCCCGGACGCGGAUCGGUUGCUCGUGUCGUGGAACACCACCAUCGACACGAUCGCGGGAAAUGGGGACCACCUCGCGGCGCUCGACCUGUUCCGGGAGAUGCAGCGCGAUAGGCCUGAGCUCGCGCCCGAUGCCUACACGUUGCAGAGCGUGCUCGGUGCCUACGCCGCCGUUGGCGUGCUCUCGCUCAGGCUCUACGCGCACGCGGUGCUACUCCGGGAACUUGGCGCUGGCGGCGGGCACGCCUCAUCCCCGGCGGCGGUGUCGCGCGUCGUGCUCAUCAACAACGUGCUCGUCGACCUCUACGGCAAGUGCGGCACGGUUGAGCUCGCGCGCCAGGUGUUCGAUCAGAUGCCUGAGCAGGACCUUGCGUCCUGGAACGCCAUGGUCCUCGCGCUCGCCAACCACGGCUGCGUCCGGGACUCGCUCGACCUGUUCCACCGGAUGACGCACUUGUGGAGAAUCUAG
Molecule: messenger RNA, 972 nt
Organism: Sorghum bicolor (sorghum)
Lineage: Eukaryota; Viridiplantae; Streptophyta; Magnoliopsida; Poales; Poaceae
Product: pentatricopeptide repeat-containing protein At1g59720, chloroplastic/mitochondrial
Exons: 2
Coding region: 1-972 (323 amino acids)
Biological process (GO): RNA modification
Molecular function (GO): RNA binding; protein binding
Source: RefSeq, a predicted model, not a curated record